Molecule: messenger RNA, 4565 nt
Organism: Taeniopygia guttata (zebra finch)
Lineage: Eukaryota; Metazoa; Chordata; Aves; Passeriformes; Estrildidae
Source: RefSeq, a predicted model, not a curated record
GCGCGCGUACGCCGGGGCCGUGGCGCGUCAGCGCUUCCGGCCGCGCCCGGGGCCGAGCGGGCCGGGGACAGACCGGGAGCGGGCCGGGGACAGACCGGGAGCGGGCCGGGGACAGACCGGGAGCGGGCCUGGAACAGACCGGGAGCGGGCCGGGGACAGACCGGGAGCCGUGAGUGCGGGGCUGCCCCCGCCCCCUUCCUUUUCUCCCCUCUUCACCCCUCAUUCUCCCUCUCUCCUCUUCUUUCCCCCAGUUCUUUUCCCCUCCCUUUUCUUCUCCCACCCUCCCCCCCUUUCCUCUCCCCUUUUUCCCCCGGUCCUUUCCCCCACCUCAUCAUUCCCAUGUGAUGUAGAGUCCUUUGCGAAUGGGAUUGGAAGUGGGCACUGUGGGGUUCUCCAUGGCUUCAGCAGCAGACGCCUGGGAAUCCUCUCCCAUUCCUCUUUGGGCUGGAGCUUUUUUGCCUCUUUCCAGCCAGUUUUGCCUCUGGAAGGGGAAAUAAGAAAUGGACAUUCCUGAGAAAUGGACAGUGCUCAAAUGGAAUUAGGGGGGUAGUUGUCAAAUAACAUGAGAAGUAGUUAAAUCAUUUUAUUGUGGUAAAAAAUUGUUUAAAAAGCAUUGGGUGAGACAUAAUUUAAUUACCAAGCCAUGGAAAGGAAUUCCUCAGAUUCCAGUAGUAACAGGGUUAGACUCAACAGAUUCCUCAGAGCACCUUUAAAUCCAUAGAAAUCUGGUUUGUUCUGUGGUUAGAUGUUCGGAAAAAACACCCCAAAACUUCCACUCUUUUACAAGCUUUGGAGCAGCUUCAAGCAUUCCCUAGAAAUAGGGCCUGAUGGAGUGUUGGAAACGGGCCUUCAGAAUGUGCAGGCUGUGAGUCCAUUUUGAGGAACUCCCAUCAUUUGUGGGAUUUUCAGUUGUGUGAAUAUGAUUAUCCAUCACAUAAGAGUUUGGAUUUUUAUGUGGGCAGCAUUUUCAGGUGGUUUUUUUAGGACAACAGUUAACUUUUGCUUAAUCUUGCCUUCCUUUUAUUGUUGCCUGGCAAGGCUAGGAAUCAUUCCUUAAUUCCAGGUGCCUUAACUUGGAUCCAGCUCUGUUUGCUCCAUCCCUAUCCCAGCUUCUGACAGCCUGAAGGGUUUCAUGGAAAAUUAGGGUUGGGAUUUAAGCUCAGAUUCACUUCGUGGUUUUCUUGAGGUUCUGGAGAUUGGUCCAAGGUUGGAUUAAACAAUCUCGUAUCUCCUCCCAGCCCCAGCCACUGCAAACCUGUGGAAUUCCACUGGCUGACGUGGGAUCUCGUUAGCAGGGAGAAGGAAGAUGGAAAGCAACCCCGUUCUGCUGGAAUCCAAAUCAUCCCCCAUCAACCUGCUGAACGAGAUGCAGCAGCUGCGGCUGCUGGGCCACCUGUGCGAUGUCACGGUCAGCGUGGAGUACCAGGGCGUGCGCGCCGAGUUCCCGGCACACAAGGCCGUGCUGGCUGCCACCAGCAAGUUCUUCAAGGAGGUUUUCCUCAACGAGAAGCCCGUGGAUGGCCCCCACAGCAACGUGUUACUCAACGAGGUGCAGGUGGCCGAUUUCGCCUCCUUCCUGGAGUUUGUGUACACGGCACGUGUGGAGGUGGAGGAAGACCGGGUGCAGCGCAUGCUUGAGAUCGCCGAGAAGCUCAAGUGCCUGGAUCUCUCCGAGACUUGCUUCCAGCUGAAGAAGCAGAUGCUGGAAUCCGUGCUGCUGGAGCUGCAGAACUUCUCGGAGUCGCAGAAUUCCGAGGAGGAAAGUGCCACCCGCCCGAGCACUGUGCCCACGGCAAAGGCCGAGUGGGAUUCUCCAGAUUGUUCCGUAGCCACGCCUGGCCGUGGAGCAUCUCCUGAGGGGCCGGCUGCCAAGUCCAAGGAGAAGAUGGACAAAAAGAAGGAAGUGCUGAAGGCUCCUUAUGCCAAGAUCCGCAGGGCGAGCGGGCGGCUGGCUGGCAGGAAGGUGUUUGUGGAGAUCCCAAAGAAAAAAUACACCCGGAGGCUGCGGGAGCAGCAGCGGAAUGCCGAGGAGGAAAAGCAGCCCAAGGGUGAGGAGGGAGAGCAGGAGCAGGAGGAGAACUCUGGCAAACCUGAGGGGACCUCCCCGGAAAACCUCCCCAAAGGCGAGGUGGACAAAAAGAAGCGCAGCGGCACCUUCAAGUGCAGCACGUGCAGGAAGGAGUUCCUGUACGAGAAGAGCUUCCUGAAGCACAUCCAGCAGAGCCACGGGGUGGCCUCGGCGCUGGAGUUCCGCUGUGAGACGUGCGCGCAGACCUUCGCCAACCGCUGCAACCUGCGCAGCCACCAGCGGCACGUGCACAGCAGCGAGCGCCGCUUCCCCUGCGAGCUCUGCACCAAGCGCUUCAAGAGGAAGAAGGACGUCAAGAGGCACGUCCUGCAGGUGCACGAGGGCGGCGGGGAGCGCCACCAGUGCCACCAGUGCGGCAAGGGGCUCAGCUCCAGGACGGCCCUGCGGCUCCACGAGAGAACGCACACGGGACACAAGCCCUACGGCUGCCCCGAGUGCGAGGCCAAGUUCUCCCAGCCUUCGGCGCUGAAAACCCACAUGAGGAUCCACACGGGGGAGAAGCCCUUUGUGUGUGAUGAGUGUGGGGCCCGCUUCACCCAGAACCACAUGCUUAUCUACCACAGGCGCUGCCACACAGGGGAAAGGCCUUUCAUGUGUGAAACCUGUGGGAAGAGCUUUGCCUCCAAGGAAUACUUGAAACACCACAACCGGAUCCACACGGGAUCCAAGCCCUUCAAAUGUGAGGUUUGCUUCCGGACCUUUGCCCAGAGGAAUUCCCUGUACCAGCACAUCAAAGUCCACACAGGGGAGCGGCCGUACUGCUGUGACCAGUGUGGGAAGCAGUUCACGCAGCUGAACGCGCUGCAGCGGCACCACCGCAUCCACACCGGUGAGAAGCCCUUCAUGUGCAACGCCUGUGGCAGGACCUUCACCGACAAGUCCACGCUGCGCCGGCACACCUCGAUCCAUGAUAAAAACACCCCCUGGAAGUCCUUCCUCGUCAUCGUGGAAGGACCCGCCAAGAAUGACGAGGGGCACAAAACGGAGCUUCCUGAUGAGGAAUACGAGGUGUCCCCCAAAAUCCCAGAAAAGCUGCUGUCCUUCCCAGAGAACGGCCCCUACCAGAGUCUGGCAGCAGUCCCGGGAAGCGGGAAUUCCAGCACAGACUGUAAGGCCUCUGGAACACAGGAGUCCGUGCUGGGAGAACUCACUGUGCUCCACACGCAGACGGACUCUGGGCAGCCCCAGCUCCACGCCCUGGUGAACAUAGAAUGAUUUGGGAUUGCCUCCUGCUCCUUAGGCUGCAGCCUUUGUACAGUCCUUGGCCUGAGGGAGGCUGGUGGUGGGAAGCUGGGAGAGAGUGGAUUUCCAGCUUUCCUCUGGAAAUUCCUUCCCCAGCUCCAUCUCCUGAUGGUCAGGCAGGGUGGCACCACACUAGGGAAUUUGUAGGAGUUGAUCCCUUGAGAAUUCAGGGGGUGGCUUAGGUACCUUGGUGGUGCAGGUUUGUUUUCCAGGGAAUUCAAUGCCACGUGGACAAUCAGGAGAACCGAUGUUUAUGACAUUUGCUGUGUUUUCCCCAGUGGAAUUUCAUCCAGGAGAAGUCUGGCUAAAUUUGCUUUUCAGGAAAUGUUGGUUUCUCUCUGCUUUUGCCAAAGAUCCCAGCAAGUGGGAGCAGCUUUCAUUCCAGGAGUUUCAUUCAUGGAGUUUCAUUCCAGGAGUUUGGAGUCUCUGAGCAGCAAAUAGGGGCAGGUGGCAGCCAAGUGCUACUUCCUUGGUUUUACAAUUGCAUGGAAACUGGAGCGGUCUGGUACUUGAAUCCUGUCACUUCUCACUUUCCAGCUGCUCCAGCUCCCAUGGAAUUGGGCACUUAGGAGAUCAAAAUACCUCCUAGAAUAAAGUGUGUGAAAAGGAGCUGUGCUGGAAGGGGCUCAGUUCAGAGGCUUUUCCUGCUCCAUGUUAGUGGAAUAGGAUUUGGGGGGUUUCCCUUGAUCAGGGAAGGAGCCUUGUCUAGCUGGGCUGACUCCUGUUUUUUUGCAACAGCAGCUCACUCUUUAAUGCUUCAAACCUCAGGAUGGGCUUCCCAGUGUAAAAAACCACAGCUUUUCCCAUUCUUUUUCCCAUUUCUUUGCCUGUUCCUGUAGUAUUCCCACAGCAAUUCCUCAGCUGAAGCUGUGAGCAGAACUUUGGGGAAGGUAAGCACAAUCCUGCCUGGUGAGAUCCAGCAAUAAAGACACCCCUGCCCCCCCCCACAACCUGUGGCACAGAGCUAUUUUUUGGGAUAAAGGGAUGGCGGAGGUGUUCUCAUGGAAUUAUACACUAGAAAAAAGGGAAUUUUUGUACCAGAGGACAUUUCCAAGAGGUUAUAUUUGAGAUACUUAUUCCUGCUGGAGCUCAGUUAUUCCCAGUGAAAGGAAAGGAGUGUAGAUAUAUUUAAGGGCUGAGCACUUGGAUCUGGAGCCGGGGAAUGCUUUGUACUCAGAACAUAUGGAAGUGAAUUACUUGUUUGAGCUGUUCCUAUUAAAAUACAGAAUAUGGA